AUGAGUCUGAAGAACAGAGAGGAAGCUGGUGCAGUGCUCCAGGUUAGAGAUGGCGGAGACCUGGGAGAAGGUUUUGGUGUUGAUGGAGACGGACUGAGGAAGAAGAGCUGGCAGGAGCGAGCCAAGGCUUGGAGGCAGCCCAAGGCGUUGGCGCUGCCCUCCCGGAGCGGGGCGCCCUCGCACCCCACCACGCGCCCAGCCAGCGCAGCCAAAGAGUCCUGCACUUUCCUGGCGCUCACCAGCGGCUCCCCCUUCGCCGGCGACCCGGGCCUGGCCGGGAGGGCGGCGUCGGGGGCCCUCGGCCCCCAAUUCCCCCCGCCCCCCCUGCCCCGCUGGGGCGCCGCCCGCACCUGCCUGUGGCUCCUAGCGCGGGAAGAGGUGGAGAGGGAGGCCCGCUCCUCGAGGACCUUUGGGGGUCAGGAAGAGCAGGUGGCCCUGGUAAUCGGGGGCCUCGCUGGGGGGCUGCUGCUGCUACUGCUAUUGAUCUGGGUGAGCUGCUGUCUCUGGAAGAGGCUUUGUGCCAUGUUCACCUAUGAGGAGCUGCCAGGGACCACAGCUGCGUCCAGCACACAAGGGGACAAGCUCUGCCCGCCAUAUGCCGCCAGGACCCAGACAAGCAGGCCACCAGGUGUGCCAUUCGUGGUGCCCCCUUCCUUCCAAGACCGAGACUGGGUACCCCUGAACAGUGGAGAGUGGGCUCAGGUCCCACGGGACCCCUGCCCAGCCCCGGAGCUCCUGCCCCACACCUCCAGCAGCAACCUUGGCAUGGUGGGGACCAUCAACCCAGAGCUAUACAAGUUCCUAGAGGACACGAGUGAGACGGACUUCCCUGAGGGUUGCCUGGGGCGGCUGUGGUUCUCCUUGGAAUACCAGCAGGAAGCCGAGCGGCUGUUGGUGGGCUUGAUCAAGGCGCGGAGGCUGCAAGGCCCCUCAGAGACCUGCAGCCCCUUGGUGAAGCUUCAUCUGCUGCCCGACGAGCGGCGCUUCCUCCAGUCCAAGACCAAACGCAAGACCUCCAACCCGCAGUUUGAUGAGCACUUCAUCUUCCAGGUGUCCAGCAAGAGCAUCACUCAAAGGGUACUCAGGUUCUCCGUGUACCACGUGGACAGACAGAGGAAGCACCAGCUCCUGGGCCAGGUGUUCUUCCCCCUGAAAAACGAGACCCUGGCAGGUGACUGCCGGCGCCUCAUCUGGAGAGACCUGGAGGCUGAGAGCCUGGAGCCUCCCUCUGAGUUUGGAGACCUGCAGUUCUGCCUCGGCUACAACGACUGCCUGCGCCGCCUGACCGUGGUCGUGCUUCGAGCCAAGGGCCUCCAGCUCCAGGAGGACACGAGUUUUGUCAGUGUGUGUGUCAAAGUGUCUCUGAUGAACCACAACAAGUUUGUCAAGUGCAAGAAGACUUCGGCUGUCCUGGGCUCCGCCAACCCCGUGUACAGCGAGACUUUCAGCUUCAAGGCCGACCCCGCUGAGCUGGACACUGCCAGCCUCAGCCUGACCGUGCUGCAGGGUGCCGAAGGAGAGAAGAGCCACGCGCUGGGCCGGGUGGUGGUGGGCCCCUACAUGUAUGCCCGGGGCAAGCAGCUGGAGCACUGGAACGAGAUGUUCAGCAAGCCCAAGGAGCUGGUGAAGCGCUGGCAUGCCCUCUGUCGCACCACUGAGCCCUGA
This is a messenger RNA of Puma concolor (puma), 1665 nucleotides long. The record is from RefSeq and is a predicted model, not a curated record. NCBI's taxonomy places the organism in Eukaryota, Metazoa, Chordata, Mammalia, Carnivora, Felidae.